GUUGAAAGGUCGCCUACGUUGCUACACCGGAAACUAGCAGCUCAGAAACAAGCAAAUGUCAGAAAUGUCAGCAACAGAAGAAAACAUAGAAAUGACUCUUCCGUGUGUGCUUGUCACUAGUUGUGACAGUGAAUUUAAAGAAGAAGAGCUGAUUAAACAAAUCCUUGGUUCAGAGACUUUGCCUCAGCCAUCCGUACAAGACGAAACGGUCUCCUGGUAUCCUUGGACCAUCAACAACAAAUAUUAUACAGCUGAUGUCCGAUUGUGUGCUGUACCUAGCAUUUAUGACAUGUCAUCUGAGAUUGCCCAGUCUAUGCAGGCUUUUAUUGCUUACUUUGACAGUAAAACGAAAGAUGGGCUGGAAAAGUUGAAGCCUUGGAUUUCAGUGGUGGAAGAUCUUGCUCCAGAAGUGCUCAUUCUGGUUUGUGACAGAGUUUGUGAAAACGGUGUUACAAGACAUCAAGCACAACAAUGGUGUUUAGCUCAUGCUUUUGAGCUUGUGGAGCUCAAUCCACAGGAGCUUCCAGAUGAGGAUGAUGACUUUCCAGAAUCCACAGGAGUGAAGAGAGUUGUUCAGGCGCUUAAUGCCAACGUGUGGUCCAGUGUGGAGAUGAAGGAUGGGCACAAUCAGGGUUUUGGUUUAAUGAGCAGUUUAGUGGCUUCCAGACAUAACAACCCACGUUACUGCCAGGAUCCAGCAUCCUCCAGCAUACCAGCAGAGAGCACAGUCAUCAAUGAAGAGGUCAACCAGAGAGAAAACAGCUCAAGCACAGAAUCGCAGGAGGAUUCAGUAGUGGAUGCCAUGACUGAUUUAGACAUUCAGGAGCUUGCCCAUCUCACAGCUGGAGAUGCAGAUGUGGAUAAUUUUGAACGUCUCUUUACAAAAUUAAAGGAGAUGAAAGAUAAAGCUUGUUCAUUACCUCAUGAGCAGAGAAAAGUUCAUGCAGAAAAGGUGGCUAAAGCAUUCUGGACAGCCAUUGGUGGUGAUGGCGAUGAGAUAGAUGGGUUAUCAUCAGGUGAGGAGAGUCAAAGCUAAUCAGCUGGGAAUCCUUCUCCCUCCUGCUGACCCUCCCACCAGUCCUGGAGCUCACAAAAGCAUCACUGCCCCAAGACGUCCUGAUCACACCCUCGAAAGUGGAGAUGCUUACAGGUGAAACUGUAGGCAUAGUUGAAUUUAGAAACUUUUGAUUCUGAAAUAAAUUGUGUUCUUAAAAAAAA
This is a messenger RNA of Nothobranchius furzeri (turquoise killifish), 1218 nucleotides long. It is a transcript of the gene aagab, whose product is annotated as alpha and gamma adaptin binding protein. NCBI's taxonomy places the organism in Eukaryota, Metazoa, Chordata, Actinopteri, Cyprinodontiformes, Nothobranchiidae. The record is from RefSeq and is a predicted model, not a curated record.